AGACAGAUUAGAUCUGCCGUUACAGCUCGGGCUAAUUAUCUGUAUGCACCUAUACAGAUAUUAAUAUCGAAUCGGUUCAUCUCUCGUAACUCAUCUUAAUGGGAGCAUGUAGUUAUUAAAUAAGAGGAGUCUGAGGAUUGAACCUUGGGGUACCCCUCAUGUGAUGAGAAAUCCCAGUGAGCGACAUUUAGACCAGAUUAAGCUCUCUGGCUGCAGCUAGUGCUACAGUUUUUCACUGAGCAGGCUGCUCUGUUUGUCCUUAAUUUUGGAUGCGGCCCUCCGUCUCGGUCCUGAGUCACUGCCAGCCGCUCACACACGAUUCACAGCCACACACUCCCACCAACAGAAUCUCACACAUGCCUGCCCCAGUUACCUACAGGGAGGAGUAGGCGCCUCUUCAGAGGAACAGGGACACAAUAAAGGUAGAGAAAGCAGGGAAGGCGUGAACUAUCCUGAUCUGAUACAGAACCUAUUGCAUUCCCAUUAGAAACCAAAUGUUGCAUACCUCUCACCUGUCCUUGUCAAUCCCACCUGCGCUCGUUACGUCAGCUCAGGGGAAACGUGUCUGCAUCAGUUUGUGUGCUGUUGCCACCUGCAGCUGCAGAGAACAGAUCUGAGGAAGGAGGAGAAGUGUGUGUGUGUGUGUGUGUGUGUGUGUGUGUGUGUGUGUGUGUGUGUGUGUGUGUGUGUGUGUGUGUGUGUGUGUGUGUGUGUGCGCGCGCGCGUGCGUGCGGGCUGGUUUCUGCUUUGAGGUAUUCUGUGUCAUCUUCGUGCUCUCUCCUCUGCAGCCGUCUGCUGAAUGGUAAUCAGUGACACCAGGAGAGAGGAGGUGGAGGAGGGAGGAAAGAAGGGUGGGGAGACAGAUAAAAAGAAAGACAGCAGAGAGACGGGGGAGAGAAUGAGGAAAGCAAGAUGUGAGGAGAGAGGUGGAAUGCCAAGCUGACAAUCCUGCGGCAUUAUCUGGCCGGCUGUAGAGCGAGUGUGAAGGAUAGAGAAGUCUGAGGGAGACCCGCCGUCUAGCAUUUCCAGCUGGCAUUGAUCGACUCUAAUCUCUGCACUUUGUCCAAAGCUGAAAUUCAGUUCCACAUCGCCCAUUUGUAUGAAAUCCAGAAGAAACACAGAGCGGCGAAAGACGCUUAUGAGAGUCUGCUGCAGAUGGAAAACCUUCCUGCUCAGGUGAAGGCCACCACACUGCAGCAACUGGGCUGGAUGCAUCACACCGUGGAGCAGCUGAGGGAGAAAGACUCCAAGGGCUGCUACGCCAUCCAGUGUCUGCAGAAGUCUUUAGAAGCAGACCCCAACUCCGGCCAGUCCUGGUACCUUCUCGGCAGGUGCUACUCCAGUAUCGGGAAGGUGCAGGAUGCCUUCAUCUCCUACCGCCAGUCCAUUGAUAAGUCGGAGGCCAGCGCUGACACUUGGUGCUCCAUAGGUGUGCUGUACCAGCAGCAGAAUCAGCCCAUGGACGCCCUGCAGGCCUACAUCUGCGCCGUCCAGCUGGACCACAGCCACGCCGCCGCCUGGAUGGACCUGGGCACGCUGUACGAGUCCUGUGGCCAGCUGCAAGACGCCAUGAAGUGCUACAUCAACGCCACGCGCAGCAAAGCGUGCCUCAACACCGCCGCCCUCGCGCAACGCAUCAAACUGCUGCAGGCUCAGUUGUGUAACCUUCACCCAAGUAGUCUGCAGAAUAAGAGUAAAAUGCUUCCUUGUAUUGAGGAGGCGUGGAGCCUUCCCAUUCCUGCCGAGCUCACGUCCAGGCAGGGGGCCUUGAACACAGCACAGGCGCAGCAGGCUUGUAAAGGGGAGGGAGGCCCGUCCGCCAGCAGCCACACCGACCCGCUGGCCAGUCCUGCUAAAAAGAAACGCACCGCCAGCCAGGUCAAGGGUGCUGCCGACUUGUUGGCAAACGGAUCGAAUCCGCAGCAGAUCCCCAGCUGGUAUUUGACGCCACAGAAGAUCCAGCUGUUGGAUCAUUUACGGAGCAACCGGGCCAGCCUCACGCCCCCCCGGCAGCACAUGCUGGAGCAGCUGGAGAACCAAUUCUCCCUCAUGCAGCAGCAUCAGCAGCAGAUGAGGCAGCAGGCUGCAGCAGCAGGUGGCCAGCCACGGUCCAGCCUCCCCAACGGCCCGUCAGCGGACCCCCCUUACAACCCGGGACUCUCCCACUCCUCGCCCAUCAAUCACGCAGCCGGUCGACCCCCUCAGGUCCCCCAGCCCACGGCCAACGGCUCCUGUUCGAGUCCUUCGGCGGGUCUGCCGGGACACUUGGACCUUAAAAACGUCAGGGCGGGGCUGGGCAGCGGUGGUGGCGCGAGCAACGGAAACGUGCCUUACCCGCAGCAGAACUCUCUACCUCACACCUGCACCGCCACCAGUCAGCCCAGCACCACCAGCAGCAGCACUAACACCAGUCCCAGUAACGCAGACGAGACCUGGAGGAGCCAACCACGCAACACUACCACUCAGGGGCUUCAAAAAGGUCCAGGUUCCCAUCCGGCUGGUCCGGAUGGAGAACCCCCUUUCUCUUCCUCUUCCUCCCCGUCUCAGACGUCCUUCUCCUCCUCCAGCGUUCUCAAUCAGGUUGGACUCUGCUCCGGGCCCUGCACUGCCUCCUCCUCAGCCUCCUCCCUGUCCCCCACUUCCCCACAGACCACGCCCAACCACUUGUCUUCGCCUCCCCACUCCGCUACUACCUCAGGGGUCCACACCAAAGACGCGGCGGUGGUGGCGCCUUCCGGGGAGAAAACCGGCAGCACCGUCCCCGCCGCCGUUCCGCCGCCAGGUCUCGAGAUGGCCGGCGGGCAUCAUGGAGGAGCGCCGUGCAGCCCUGGCUCCGCCUCCCGGCAAGGAUUGACUAAUCACGUCCAGCCGCGGGCGCAGGAGCGCUCCGCCAGCCCGCCGCAGCCCGCCUCGCCGGCUGCUUGUGCAACGCUCACUUCAGACAAUCCUCAACUCUCAGCCUUUGUAAAGGGAAAAGCCAACGCUACCAGUAACCACGACGACAGUAAUCACGGAGGGUCUUCCUCAGAGAAAAUAAACCACGUCCUCCCAGCUCUCCACGCCAAGCAGGAGCACUCGGCGGCUUCCUCCCCGCUGUCGGUCGCCCCGACGCCCUCGCCGUGCUCGGCGGACCCCCACACCGCCAGCGGCCCCUCCUGCCUAAACAGCCCGUCCAACUCCAACAGCCAGGGGCCCACGCUCAACGGGAAGGGCCCGGAGGAUUCCCGGAGCCCACAGAGAAAGACCCCGCCUGCUGGGCUGGUGCCAUGGUCGUCGGUCUCCAUCUACCCCAGCUCCAGUGAUGUGCUGAAAGCCUGCAGGAACCUGGGGAAGAACGGCCUGUCGACCAGCAGCAUCCUCCUGGACCGCUGCCCCCCGCCGCGCCCUCCCGGUCCACCCUCACCCCAACUGCCAAAGGACAAGCUCAAUCCCCCGACGCCCAGUAUUUACCUGGAGAACAAGAGGGAUGCUUUCUUCCCCCCCCUCCACCAGUUCUGCACCAGCCCUGCCAACCCAGUAACCGUCAUCAGGGGCCUGGCUGGGGCCCUCAAACUGGACCUGGGCCUGUUCUCCACAAAGACGCUGGUGGAGGCCAACCCCGAGCACCUGGUGGAGGUGCGGACCCAGCUGGCUCAGCCCACCGACGAGAACUGGGACCCGAGCGGGAGCAGGAAGAUGUGGCGCUGCGAGAGCAGCCGCUCCCACACCACCAUCUUGAAGUACGCCCAGUACCAGGCCUCGUCCUUCCAGGAGUCGCUGCGGGAGGAGAAUGAGAAGAAGAAAGAGGUGGAAGCAGAGGCAGCUUCCUCAGACAGUGGGAUCCGGCGAAGGAAAGGCCUUCUAAAGCACAUAAAGUUUGGCACCAACAUCGACCUCUCUGACGACAAAAAGUGGAAGCAGCAGCUGCAGGAGCUGACCAAGCUGCCGGCCUUCGCCAGGGUGGUGUCAGCCGGGAACCUGCUGAGCCACGUGGGCCACACCAUCCUGGGCAUGAACACCGUCCAGCUGUACAUGAAGGUGCCAGGGAGCCGGACUCCAGGUCACCAAGAGAACAACAACUUCUGCUCGGUCAACAUCAACAUUGGUCCUGGCGACUGUGAAUGGUUUGCGGUGCCUGAGUCUUACUGGGGCGUCAUCAAUGACUUCUGUGAAAAGAACAACAUCAACUUCUUGAUGGGUUCCUGGUGGCCCAACCUGGAGGACCUGUACGAGAACAACGUUCCAGUGUACCGCUUCAUCCAGAGGCCCGGGGACCUGGUGUGGCUCAACACCGGCACCGUUCACUGGGUCCAGGCUAUCGGCUGGUGCAACAACAUCGCCUGGAACGUGGGACCCCUCACAGCCCAUCAGUACAAGCUGGCAGUGGAGCGCUACGAGUGGAACAAGCUGCAGAGCGUCAAGUCCAUCGUUCCCAUGAUCCACCUCUCCUGGAACAUGGCGAGGAACAUCAAAGUGUCGGACCACAAGCUCUUCGAGAUGAUCAAGUACUGCCUGCUGCGGACGCUGAAGCAAGUUCAGAUGCAGAGGGAGAUGCUGCUGGCUGCGGGGAAGGAGCUGGUGUGGCACGGCCGGACCCACAGCGAGCCGGCCCACUACUGCAGCAUCUGUGAAGUGGAGGUAUUCGACCUGCUGUUUGUGAGCAGCGAGAGCAACAGCAGGAAGACGUACGUGGUUCAGUGCCAGGACUGCGCCAGGCGGGCCAGCGCUGACCUGGACAGCUUCGUGGUUCUGGAGCAGUACAAGAUCGAGGACCUGAUGCAGGUUUAUGACCAAUUCACACUGGCCAGCCCCCUGCCUUCCUCUUCUUGAUGGAGUCAUCAUCUUCUUUUGAGAACAUUACAGAACCAUAAUGGACCUCAGUGGAAACUCUCAGAAUUGCCCCUCCCUCCCUUCUUCUCUUCCUUCUUCUCCCUUUCUUUUUUCUUUUUUUUUUUUCCUUUUUCUGAUAUUCAGGAAGAAAGGCGGCAGUUCCUCUGACUGCGUCCUGUAGCUAUCCCAUAAGGCAGCUGUGUGAAAGCUGUGUGUCUAUGCAACCUGCCCUUAGCGGUGUGCCUCCCCCCGUGUGGACUGGAGGGACGGGGGUUGGGGGACGGCAGCUCCUCCCGUCGUCAAGACCAGACUGUUCUACUGCUUGGCCCAUCUGGACUUCGCCACAACUCAUCAAAUGAAAAUAACAAUAAUAGCAUAAAGUUUUGUACAUAUUCUGUUCAAAUCAUCAACCUGGUCACCAGAGACUACUGAUCUGAUUGUUUUUUGUUUUUUUACUAUUGUUUUUUAUAUUUUUUAUUCUGUUGUGGGCUGACACCAGAGCUGUGUGUGUGUAUGCGUGCGUGCGUGCGUGUGUGUGUUAGCCUUUUACUACGUCAGACACCUCGGUCAGGAAAACCAACAUACAUGUAAUGUGAAAUGUGACACGUUCUGUUUCUGCUCUUCUACUCACCGUCGAUACGUAGACUGCUUGACUUUAACAUGGAGGAAGAGAAUCUGAUUUACAACCAGCCAAGUCACAGGAAAAAAGGGUUGCACACAAACUAGAGUGAACUUUUAUUUUUUUUUUUCUUUUUUUUUCUUUGGAUGUAAAUUUACACUAUUUAUAAAUUCAUAUUUAUUGCUUGAAAAUAUUUGUUGAUGGAAUGCUGUAAUUUUUCUCUAGAGUACCUGCCAUUAAAUCUGAAGGGAGCCCUGUGAUUUCUAAGCCUGGCCCCCCGUAUGUUUUCUAUAUAAAUAAAACAGCUUAGGAAGCGUUGUACAGAGACCUUACCUUGAAAUGGGUUUAUUGUUUGAAGGAUGUUUUAUGCGUCAAUAAACAAAGAAAAAAAAAAAAAAGACCCUCUUUAUUUACAUCUGCAGUUUUUCUCGUUUUUCUCAUGGUGGUGACUCUGGGGUGUAAAGUUGCCACACACACACACACAGUACAUCCAGUUUUACGAUGUAGUGCACUGAAGGAGAGAUGGGACCCUAAAUUGAAACAAUAGCAGUGUUUAAUUUGUCAUUUUCUGGAGGGAUGUUUUUGGCAGCCUUUUCUACAGACUCUUCACAGGGAGGAGCCUCAACAUUUGACUCCUCAGAAACCUUGAGAAG
Molecule: messenger RNA, 6081 nt
Organism: Poeciliopsis prolifica (blackstripe livebearer)
Lineage: Eukaryota; Metazoa; Chordata; Actinopteri; Cyprinodontiformes; Poeciliidae
Gene: kdm6a
Product: lysine (K)-specific demethylase 6A
Exons: 25
Coding region: 1156-4809 (1217 amino acids)
Biological process (GO): regulation of gene expression; heart development
Cellular component (GO): MLL3/4 complex
Molecular function (GO): histone H3K27me2/H3K27me3 demethylase activity; protein binding; chromatin DNA binding
Source: RefSeq, a predicted model, not a curated record